AUGCACUGCUUAGAGGAGGAUCGUGGGCAGCAGGCUGACAUGCACUGCUUAGAGGAGGAUCACUGGCAGCAGGCUGACAUGCACUGCUUAGAGGAGGAUCGUGGGCAGCAGGCUGACAUGCAGUGCUUAGAGGAGGAUCGUGGGCAGCAGGCUGACAUGCACUGCUUAGAGGAGGAUCGUGGGCAGCAGGCUGACAUGCACUGCUUAGAGGAGGAUCGUGGGCAGCAGCCUGACAUGCACUGCUUAGAGGAGGAUCACUGGCAGCAGCCUGACAUGCAGUGCUUAGAGGAGGAUCACUGGCAGCAGCCUGACAUGCACUGCUUAGAGGAGGAUCACCGGCAGCAGCCUGACAUGCACUGCUUAGAGGAGGAUCGUGGGCAGCAGGCUGACAUGCACUGCUUAGAGGAGGAUCGUGGGCAGCAGCCUGACAUGCACUGCUUAGAGGAGGAUCACUGGCAGCAGCCUGACAUGCAGUGCUUAGAGGAGGAUCACUGGCAGCAGCCUGACAUGCACUGCUUAGAGGAGGAUCACCGGCAGCAGCCUGACAUGCACUGCUUAGAGGAGGAUCGUGGGCAGCAGGCUGACAUGCACUGCUUAGAGGAGGAUCGUGGGCACCAGCCUGACAUGCACUGCUUAGAGGAGGAUCACUGGCAGCAGCCUGACAUGCAGUGCUUAGAGGAGGAUCACUGGCAGCAGCCUGACAUGCACUGCUUAGAGGAGGAUCACCGGCAGCAGCCUGACAUGCACUGCUUAGAGGAGGAUCACUGGCAGAAGCCUGACAUACACUGCUUAGAGGAGGAUCGAGGGCAGCAGCCUGACAUGCAGUGCUUAGAGGAGGAUCGACGGCAGCAGCCUGACAUGCACUGCUUAGAGGAGGAUCACCGGCAGCAACCUGACAUGCAGUGCUUAGAGGAGGAUCAGUUGCAGAAGCCUGACAUGCACUGCUUAGAGGAGGAUCACCGGUAG
Pelobates cultripes (western spadefoot toad) is the source of this 966-nucleotide messenger RNA. The record is from the annotation of a GenBank genome assembly. NCBI's taxonomy places the organism in Eukaryota, Metazoa, Chordata, Amphibia, Anura, Pelobatidae.